UUAUUUGAUAUGUCACAGUUCAAGACGAAUUACAAAACAUUUAACGUCGGCAUUUUUAAUGAAUUAAUAAUCUCGAAAAUGACUGUUAUAUCAUCUGACGCUAAAUGCUUCGUUACGUAAAAAAAUAAACAUGGAAAAAAAAGAUGGCGCAACUAAUAAGAACGAUGCUGAACAUACUGUCGAGAAAAUUGCUUAUAGAAUUAUUCCAGUUCCUUAUUAUUACCCAGUUCCAGUAGAUCCAGAAUGGUAUUAUGAAAACCAUGAAAGACUAUCAAGACAGAGUGAGCGUUUAUUUGGAUUUCCAGAACCUCAUUUAGAACACUUUCGUCCUUCGUUUUCACGACCACGUGUUCGUGAAGAAUACUCUUUACCUGACGAUCGGUAUGAAAAUCGUGAACGUUAUAGAAAAUCGCCACUAUCCAGAUCAAGCCAUAUAAAUAAUCGCGAAUACGAAAGAGAGUACGACAGAAGGCAAAUCGAUGACGAAGAAAAACAAAUACCUAUUGUAAAAACAAGCGACUCUUUUAAUAACGGUCGAACUUCAAGAAAAAAUCUAAAAAACAACAACGGUGAUACGGAUGAUUUAGAUCUCUCUAGUGACGAUUGCCACAGCGAUAAAGCAACUAGCGAAAACGGACGCAAUGGGCAGCGCAAACAUUAUUUAAUGAGUUUUCCCUACGACCAAAAAGAUGACGAAAGUAAGACAAGUGAAAUAGAUGCAAUGGUAGUUGAUGAUAACCAGCCAUCCACUCCACAAGAAUCAAAACAAUCGACUGAUUCCCAAAAGGUGGAAGAACAGAAUGAUUUAAAAUGUGAAAAAAAAGUUAAAAAUAUUGAAUCAAAAGAUUUAGAUCGUUCGCUAAAGCCAAAAUAUAUUUAUGAUGGAGCUCAUCAACCAGUUAUUCCUAGCAAUGUUCCAUAUGUGGUUUUAAAAUCUUCUCAUUCACACGAUUUAAUGAGGGAACCACGUUACUCUAUGCGAGAUAUUGAUAGUCCUCGUUAUGAGCCACAGUAUACGCAUUAUUCAAACAGUCACAGUCGCGCCUCUUUAGAGGACAGUAAUGAAGAUAUGGAUAAAGAAAUGCGUUAUCAUUCAAACGGUAGACGCGCGCGCACUGUCUUUACUCGAAAGCAAUUGAUGACAUUAAAUAACGUAUUUGAAAAACAUCCUUUUGUGUCAGGUGAAAAAAUGAGCGAGUUAUCCGAUCAACUUGGACUGGACAGAAAAAUAGUUAAAAUUUGGUUUCAAAAUAAACGACAGUACGCAAGAAAAAAAGGGUCUUUGGUUGAGCGCGAAGAUGAUUAUUAUUACAAUUAUAGUCAUGUGUUCACUUCCGGAACCCCAACUAUGGCUGAAAAAUGGAAAAACGGAAACUAAACGGUUUUUUAAAAUUGCUUUAGAAAAAUAAUGUUACAGUAAUUUUGAAUGCAUGAGAUAAUUCUGACUAAUGCAAUUCAUUGAGCUAUUUUCUUCAUAUGUCUUUAAUGAAAGACAUUGAAGCAGCUUUAGAGCAGAUGCCUUAGGCAGCAUAUGUUCCAACUUACUUAAAUUUGACAGCCGGUUAUUAGAUAUUAUAAAUAGACGUAAAUUGUGUGAAUUCUUUAGAAUGUUAUUCUAAAUAGUUUAGUUGUUUUUACCCACAAUCCUUUAGGAUGUAUAAAAAUCUGUUUUUUAAAUCAAAAUUUGGAGCUUUUUAUUUUAUUUUAAAAGUAACGAUAAAUAUAAUCCAUAUAUUCUGUAAAGUUUUUUUGCCGGUAUUUAAAUUUCAAUACAAGUUGUUGCCACUAAUUUCAUAUUUAAUAAGACCCUGAGGUAUCAUUUCUGUGAUCGGGUUUUGGUAUUUUUGAUAUGCUUGUUUGUUUGAGGGUUUUAAAGCAUGCUUUUAUUGUAAAUACGAAGUUUAGAUUAAUAUACAGAAGUUUAAUUUAGUAUAACAAAUAAAAUUAAUAAAAGA
Messenger RNA from Hydra vulgaris (swiftwater hydra), 1955 nucleotides. RefSeq lists its product as uncharacterized. Gene Ontology annotation, cellular component: nucleus. The record is from RefSeq and is a predicted model, not a curated record. Gene Ontology annotation, biological process: regulation of transcription by RNA polymerase II. Lineage: Eukaryota; Metazoa; Cnidaria; Hydrozoa; Anthoathecata; Hydridae. Gene Ontology annotation, molecular function: DNA-binding transcription factor activity, RNA polymerase II-specific; RNA polymerase II cis-regulatory region sequence-specific DNA binding.